This is a messenger RNA of Oryctolagus cuniculus (rabbit), 6783 nucleotides long. It is a transcript of the gene FREM3, whose product is annotated as FRAS1 related extracellular matrix 3. Gene Ontology annotation, biological process: anatomical structure morphogenesis; cell communication. Gene Ontology annotation, cellular component: membrane. The record is from RefSeq and is a predicted model, not a curated record. Lineage: Eukaryota; Metazoa; Chordata; Mammalia; Lagomorpha; Leporidae.
GAGCCGCUUCCCCCACUGCUGUUACCUGCAGAGGCUGAAGUGCGGCCACGAGCUCCCGCUGGAUCUGCGCUUCCGCUCGAGAACGGACAGCAACCACCACCUUCCCCGGGAGCUAAGGCGAGCCCCUCUUUGGUUAGGGCACCCUGCGGACAUCCCAACGCCAGAGUCCCGCCCGUGGCGAUGGCUGGGUCUUCUCGGAACUCCACCUGGACGCUCGCUGCGGUGCUCCUCUGCCUGCUCGUAAGUUGCCCCGCGCUGCAGAAACAGGUACCCUCGCCUGAGACUGAGCCCCACCUGGCGCUCUACCUGCCCGCUAAGGGAGCGCUCAACGAUAGCAGCUCCGAUGGCCCCGGCGUCCUGAUUGCCAACCCUGGGCUGCAGGUGCCCCUGGGCCGCUCGCUUUGGCUCGACCCGCUCCGGGACCUGGUGAUUCAAGUGCAACCGGGGGACCGAUGCGAGGUGACGGUGCUGGACGCCUGGCCCCCGCUCCAGGGUACGCUCUCCCCGCGCCGCUUCCCCUGCGCCUUUGGUCCUCGCAGGGUCCAAUACACUCACUUCGGCUCGCACAACCCCGGCCGCGCCAGGGUGCAGCUGCAGCUGCGCUACGACGCCCCGACUUACACGCUGGUGGUGCCCUUCACGCUGGCUGUGGACGUGGUUUUCUCCCAGCUGGAGCUGGUGACGCGCAACAAGCCUGUAGCGGUGAGCCAGCUGCGGGGCUGGAGCCACACCAUCGACCAGAGAGUGCUGGGCUUCUCCUGCCCGGAGUCCCGAGCCGCAGCCGCCCCCAGAUGCCGUCUCACCCCUCUUCCUCGCGAAGGCGAACCACUGCCCAGGUACGGGCGCUUGGUGAACGCCAUGGGGGUCCCUCUCCCCAGAGGCAAGGGUGUAGACUGCGAAGCUUUUCUCCGGGCUGGGGUGCGCUACCAGCACACUACCGCCAUCAACUCGCCCAACCGGGACUACGUGCCCAUGAUGGUGGAGCUGCUGGGGGCAGAGGACAGAGGCCCUGGGUCAGGGGAGGUGCUGGCCCGAGAGUACUUCCAGAUGCUGGUGGAGAUCCGAAGGGGAGCAAACAAUACGGCGCCCCGGCCCAGCCUCGAGGCCCUGAUGAUGAUGGAGGUUGACCAGUGCAUGUUAACAGCCCUGACUUCCGAUGUGCUGGCUGCGGAGGACAUGGAGUCAGACCCUGACCACCUGGUCUUCAACAUUCUCAAUUCUACCCCCGCCCCAAAAGGGUACUCUGGCCAGCAGGGCUAUGUGGUCAGCACUGACGACCCCCUGGGCCUUCCAGUCUCCUUCUUCACCCAGAGGGAGCUGCGGGAGCUGAAAAUUGCCUAUCAGCCCCCUAAAGAGAAUUCCCUUGGGGAGCGUCUCUUCCAGCUGGAACUGGAGGUGAUGGAUGGAGAUGGUGCUACCUCAGACCCCUUUGCCUUCUUGGUGGUGGUAAAGCCAAUGAACACCCUGGCCCCAGUGGCUAGCUAUUCCCAGGGGCUACUGCUUUUUGAAGGUCAUUCAAGGCCUCUGUCCAGCACCCAAAACCUUCAGAUCAGUGAUAAAGAUAACCUAGAAGAGGUGAAAAUGGCUGCAGUGAGGGGCUUGAGUUAUGGGCAGUUGGUGGUGCUUGGGGCACCUCCAGAAUACAAGUAUUUCACACCAGUAGACCUGGCAGCUGGGCGGGUAGUGUACCAGCAUGAUGGCAGCAACACUUACAGUGACAACAUCAUCUUCCAGAUACAGGAUGGGCACCACCAGGUGGAAUUCCUUUUCCCUAUCACAAUUAUACCUGUGGAUGAUGAACCACCAGAGGUCAGUGCCAACACAGGACUCUCAGUGACCCCAGGGGAGGUGGUUCAGGUCUCCUCCUUUGUCCUGAGUGCCACAGAUACCAAUUCUGAGGACUCAGCCAUCCACUUUGUACUGGAUGACCAGCCUCUGGAAGGGAAAGAAGGGGAGAGAGAGCAGGGUGUGGCUGCUGGUUCCUCCUACUCAAGCCAACACAUGGGGGAAAUGCUGCUGAGGCAGCCUGAGCCACCUCUGUCCCCCCUAGAUAAGGACUGGCACUAUGUGGCAAAGGAAAAGCUUUAUGAGAAAGUGGUAACUGAGUGGCUACAGAGAGAUAUAAUAGAAGGGAGACUCUUCUACCGCCAUCUUGGUCCACACAGCCCUCAAUCUGUAACAGCCCAGCUGGCUUUCCACGUACAGGAUGACCAAGACCCACCCAAUCUAUCUAGCCAGUACUCCUUCAUCAUCAAAGUCCAACCAAUGGAUAUGCAGGGUCCAGAACUAUAUCCAGGAACUACCCUAGAAAUGACUGUGAAAAACUGUGAACUCACUUUCUUCCAUGAGAAAGUCCUCCAAUACACUGACCAGGACUCAGAUGCCCAGAACUUGUGGUACACUCUGUUGACACCCCCUACUGACACAGAUGGCAACCACCAAGUCUGGACUGGAGAAAUUGUGCUCACUGAUUCUCCAGACACACCCAUCAUGCAUUUCACACAGGCCCAGGUAAAUCAACACAAGGUUGCCUACCAGCCUCCAGUGAAGAAGAUGGGUAUUAUUCCACAGGUUGUGCAGUUCACCUACCAGGUGGAGGAUGCUACAGGCAAUAGUGUUUCAGACACAUUCACAUUAUUCCUGCAGCCAGAGGUCAGCCAGCCUCCCAAAGUCACCAAUAGGGGCUUUACUGUCCUGGAGGGAGGCAGCUUUAUACUCAGCAGUGAUGAGUUGAAUGUUACAGAUCCUGACACAGACAUUGAUCAAAUUGUCUUCACAUUAGUCUGGGGUCCUCAACAUGGACACUUGCAGUACUUUAAGAAGUGUAUGAUCCCAGGGGAGUCUUUCAGGCAAGCUGAUAUUAUUAAUGGGAGUGUGUCUUACCAGCAUGGCAGAGACGACACUAUUAGUGACACCUUCUAUCUGGAGGUAAGUGACGGGGUACAUCAAAUACCCAUCGCUGUCCAAAUUUCUAUACCUCCAACUCCAGCUAACAAAAGUCCUGAGAUAUCUAUCACAGAUAUUCCACUUUUGGAUAUUUCCAUAGAUGUACUAGAAAAUAGCACUUCUGAGAUUACCAUGGGUGUUAUUCAUGACAAAAAGAACACAAGUGACUUGAUGUUGUCUUUCAUUGUUGAGGACAGCCCCAAAUUGGGCACUAUCCUGGUGAAUGGUUUACUCACAGAAUGCUUCACCCAAGAGGACCUCCUCAGUGGGGCAGUUGCCUAUGUUCACACUGGAGGUGAAGUUGGUUUCCAAAAACAGCAGGAUGCUUUCAGUCUAGUCCUCUCAAAGGAUUCUUAUCAAUGGAUAAUAGGGGAUAGCAUAGUGGAGAAGGUUCAAGUGCAAGUAACUGUGCUGCCUGUGAACAACAUGGCCCCCAAAGUCUUGGUAGGAGAGUCCUUCAUUGUCUAUGAAGGUGGAAAGAGCCCCUUAACCUUACAACACCUUAACAUUGAAGAUGUGGACACUCCUCAAGAUGAAAUCUUAUGCACAGUGGCUGUUCAGCCAGCCUCUGGCUACCUGGAAAGCAUUGCACCAGCCCCUGGUUCAGAAGUGUCACAUGCUAGUAACCCCAUCUGUGCGUUCUCCAUCAAAGAUGUCCGAAAGGGACACAUCAAUUAUGUACAGAGUGUCCACAGAGGGGUAGAACCACAAGCAGAUAAUUUCACCUUUUAUUGCUCUGACGGCAUCAACUUCUCUCCAAAUAUCUUCUUCCCUAUCAUCAUCUUGCCCACCAAUGAUGAGCACCCUAAACUUUUUGUCCAUGAGUUUGUGGUGUUAGAGGGGAUGAGCUUGGUCAUUGACAUCCUACUGCUCAAUGGAUCAGAUGCUGACCUGCCACCAAAUAAGCUCCACUUUCAACUCACAGCCCUUCCUCAACAUGGACGGAUCAUACAGCAGCUGGCCACAGGCAACCAGCCCAUCUGCAGCUUCACCUUAGAGGAGAUCCAGGAGGCCUCCACCAUUGUGUAUGAACAUGAUGACUCAGAGAACUCAGAGGACAGUUUUGAGGUCUGGCUGAGUGAUGGCAAACAUACCACCCACAGGAAGGUACCUAUUGUGGUGAUAUUGGUGGAUGAUGAAGCCCCUCAGCUGACCAUCAAUUAUGGGCUGCAAGUAGAGAUUGGACACUCUGAGAUCAUCACAAAUAAGAUCCUAAAGGCUACAGACCUUGAUUCCAAUGAUAAAAAUCUCAGUUUUGUCCUCCAUUCUACGCCCAAGGAAGGAAUUCUACAACGACUCAGAAAACCUGGAGGAGAACUGAGGGAUAACCUCACUCUGGGAAUGAACUUUACCCAGGAUGAGAUUGACAAAGGCCUCAUCUGUUACACCCACACAGGCCAAAAAGGAGUUGUUGACCUCAUCAAGUUUGAUGUGACUGAUGGGGUGAACCUUUUGACAGACUGCUAUUUCUAUGUCACCACUGGUAACUUAGACUGGGUCUUCCCUGAGAUAGUCAGGAGAAGGAUCACCUUAACAGACGACAGCAGAGUGACCCUCACCACUGAUCUGCUCAACACCAGUGACAUCAACAGCCCUGAUGAAAAACUUCACUUUAGCAUCACACAGGCUCCUAGCUUGGGCCACUUGGAAAGCUCUGACUACCCUGGGGAGCCCAUUGCCUCUUUCACUCAACCUCAAUUGUCCGACAACAAAAUAUUGUAUGUCCACACUUCAAAUGAUGAGACAAAGAUGGACAACUUUGAGUUUCAAAUGACUGAUGGACACAACCCUGUGUUAAGAACCUUCAGGAUCUUCAUCACAGAUGUGGAUAAUAAUAUACCUGUUUUGACUAUUCAUGAACUAACUCUGCAGCAAGGGGACAGCAAACUGAUCACUCCCUUUGAGUUGAUGGCAGAAGACCAGGAUACCCCAGAUGAUCUUAUUCUCUUCACCAUCAUCCAGGCCCCCAUCCAUGGCAGGAUUUUGUAUAAGGGAAGCAUUCCUGUGACCAUGUUCACCCAGAAGGACCUGAAUAAGCAUCUGAUUAGCUACUGGCACAAUGGCAGUGAGACUACCAAUGACAGUUUCUCCUUGACUGUAACAGAUGGCACUCACACUGAUUUCUACGUCUUCCCGGACACUGCCGUGGAAACACAUAAACCUCAGGUUAUGAGAAUCCAGAAAAGCUUCCUUGACAAUAGGCUUCCCCAGAUGGCCAUUAACAGGGGUGCCUCUGCCUUACAGUGCCUUCACACUGGACACAUGGGCUUCCUGGUUACCAGUAAGUCUCUGAAAGCAGAAGAUCAGGACAGUCCACACAGGCUCCUGAAGUAUAGGGUGACGAGAGGACCACAGCAUGGCUUCAUUACCAACAUUGGCCUUGGGAAUGCAAUCACUCAAGCGUUUACACAAGCUGACAUUGAUGAGAGGCGGAUCUACUACGUCUUGAACAAGGGCAGUAAGGCAACAAAAGACAUCUUCUACUUCUCUGUUGAAGACAAUGGAGGAAAUAGACUAACAAAUCAGCGUUUUCAUCUGAACUGGGCUUGGAUUUCUUUGGAGAAAGAAUACUACAUUGUGGAUGAAGACUCUGAAUUCAUAGAGGUGACGCUCAUACGGAGAGGAUAUCUUGGAGAAACAUCUUUCAUCAGCAUUGGAACUAGAGAUGGCACUGCAAAAAAAGAUAACGAUUUUAAAGGAAAGACCCAUAAACAGGUCCAGUUCCAUCCUGGACAGACUGCAGCUGCAUGGAGGGUGAGAAUUAUACCUGACAGAGAAUAUGAGGCUUCCGAGACGUUCCAGAUCAUCCUGUCGGGACCUGUCAUGGCUGCCCUGGAGUUUCCGGAAACGGCAACAGUGGAAAUCGUAGACCCUGGCGAUGAAUCGACAGUUUAUAUUCCAGAGGCGGAAUACAAAAUAAAGGAGGACAUUGGGGAACUUCUGAUUCCUGUAAGGAGGUCUGGAGAUGCCAGCCAGAAGCUAACAGUCAUUUGCUCUACACAUCAAGGUUCUGCCACGGGCACAACUCCUUCCACGAUGUUCUCAUUGUCUGACUAUAUCUCACGUGCAGAAGACCACACCAGCAUGCUCCACUUUGACAGAGAUGAGACUGAGAAAACUUGCCGGGUCCUCAUCACUGAUGACUCCCUCUAUGAAGCAGAGGAAUCCUUCAGCGUUUCACUGAGCCUACCAUUGGGAGGGCAACUGGGAGCGAAAUUCCCUACCACCAAGGUGACUAUCCUGGCUGAUCACCAGGAUGAACCUGUCCUGCACUUUGGUCAUGCUGAGUAUCAUGUCGAUGAACGUGCUGGCUAUGUGGAGGUGUGUGUCUGGAGAAAAGGCACUGAUCUUUCCCAAGCCUCAUCUGUUACCGUGCACUCCAGGAAGACAGGGAAGGAUUCAGCAGAAGCUGGAAUAGAUUACAUUGGCAUCAACAGAAAUCUGGACUUUGCCCCAGGAGUGGGCAUGCAGGCAUUCCAAGUGACAAUCCUUGACGACGUGGCACAGCCCAUUUUGGAGGGUCCAGAGAGGUUUGAACUCCUUCUUCACAUGCCUGUGGGUGCAGUGCUUGGAGGACCAAACAAAACCACCGUUUUCAUUACUGACAUCAACUGACUGAAAACAGGGUACUGGUUGCACCUUUGAAAGACUUUAAGGAGGAGAAAACAGCCGGAACAUGUCUCCUAACAACAGAAUGAAACUCCAUUGUUUUUAGAUCUUGGCAACUCUGGGAUAUCAAUGAUAUUGUCCUGUCACUGGUGUUAUGUUCUGUUGAUGUGUGCAAAUACAGUUUAUGUGACCACAUGGAGAUAGAAAAUAAAUAAAUAGAGGAUUGAG